Molecule: messenger RNA, 914 nt
Organism: Cercospora beticola
Lineage: Eukaryota; Fungi; Ascomycota; Dothideomycetes; Mycosphaerellales; Mycosphaerellaceae
Source: RefSeq, a predicted model, not a curated record
AUGCUGCAGCUGUCCACAGCUCCGGAAGAUCAAGCAACAUAUUCUUCGAGACUCCAAAGGCGAUUGAACAAAUUUCGAGGUCUACCUAGUACUCUCAACGUUGGCAUCAUUGGCAGCAUGAUUCGAAGAGUGAAACAAGAAACCGAAGCAAAGCUGAAGAUCACCCUGGACCAAGCACACAUAGUCGUCACUCAUCCCCUCUUACCUGGUCUAUCACACGAAGACAUCGGCGACGCAAUCGAAUUCGCAGGCCUAAAGUCCUGGCUCCACAAACCCAACAUUGACUCCAUUCAGCCAAAAGUACUAAUAGAAAGCCGAGCGACCUUUGGCGCAAAUGGCUACAACCUCUGCUCAGGCUACACGAACGUGCACAUUUGUCAAGAAGAGAACUUGGAAGACAUGACCUGGGAAACGGUAUACUUCGUCUCGCUAUCGCGUACUGUACUCUACACCACCAUCGUCGGUUUGAACGCUCCGUUCACCACGCCAUGGUCGCGUGAACACUCUGCUGUGCAUCCUGAAGUCGGGACAGAUAUGAUGGGAAACUAUUCUUCCGAAGCAGAUUACUGGGAUGCACUACAACAAAAACUCGUGCCUGAAGAGCGAGAUACCGGGUACCCGAUUUCUCUGGUCUUACUAGCUGGCGACUCCAUCGAAAUACCAGAAGCCCGUGAAGCUCUCAUGAAGGCUUUGGGAGACCGUCUGGGGCCACCGUAUACAGCAAGGACAUCGAAGUUGAGGGCUUCGCUUGUGGCGUAUGCUCCGCCAGUGUAUGCGGCUGCGAGAGGAGCGGCGUUGUAUGCUCGUUGGAGGCAGGAAGUUCCGUAUGGGUGUGCUGAGGGCUUGGGAUGUGAGUGGCAGAGAGAAGCNGGGGGGGAUUCUUGGAAAAAUAGUGUGGUUUUUAGUCAAUACGA